AUGGAUUAAUUGGAAGCAUUGUUAGUCAAGAGUCCAACUAAUCAAUAUAUAAUAUAUAAUAAGAUAUUAGGAAGAGGAGCAUAUGGAGUUGUAUUACUUACUAAAUAGAUUAAAUAAUAAUAAUUAUAUGCAAUCAAAAUAGUAAUAAUAUCUGUUAUCAAAGAUUUCCAAAAAAGUCUUAGCUAAAAUAAAUGGAGCUUACAAUAUGAGAUAAGAAAUAUUAUUUUUAUCAAAAUUGUAACAUCCAAAUAUUAUAAAAAUGUAUGAAACUUUUGAAGAUGAAAACUAUUUUUAUAUAGUAUUGGAAUAUUGUUCCAAGGGAAAUUUAUAUUUAUUACUUAAGGAAUAAGGAGCGUUUUCUGAAGAAAAAGCUUUUAAAUACUUUAAUUAAAUUUUGUAAGCAAUAUAAUUUAUGCAUAAAAGAUAAAUUAUCCAUAGAGAUUUAAAAGUUCUUAUAUAUAAAUAUUUUUGUAAUAGUUGGCAAAUAUUUUAUUAACAUAAGACGAUUAAAUAAAGAUUUGUGAUUUUAAUUGGGCAACUGAAUUAAAUGAUGGCCAAGCUGAUCCAGUUCUUUGUGGAACUGUUGACUAGAUGCCACCAGAAGUUUCUUCCUUUAGUUUUCAUGAUACAAAAUUGGAUAUAUGGAGUUUAGGAGUUUUGUUAUAUGUAAAACGAAUCAUUAUAAAUAGGAAAUGUUACAUAAUAGUCUUCCAAUUAUAUCUUUUGUGACUGAAUUAUCUUUUGGAAGACAUGUGAGUGAAGAAGCAGCAAAAUUGAUAAAAGAUUUAAUGAGCCUAGAAAAAUCUUAAAGACCAACAGUAAGUGAAAUAUAUUCUUACAAAUGGAUGAAAAAUAACAUUACAAAAUAAAAAGUUUAAUCUACAACUUAAAGUUUAUGUGUUACUCCAAGACAUUCAAAAUAAAAUAGUUUGGAUCUGAAAGAUUUAAGUAAAUAUAUCAAAACUGAAAAUUGA
This is a messenger RNA of Paramecium pentaurelia, 974 nucleotides long. The record is from the annotation of a GenBank genome assembly. Lineage: Eukaryota; Ciliophora; Oligohymenophorea; Peniculida; Parameciidae.